AUGACCGGUAUGCCGAUAGAGAUCCAGACACCCAACUCAAAAAUGUCUAACGGGGCAGGAACAAGAGGGCAACAAUCACCGCCCGUGGCGGCGACAACUUCAGCACCGCCAACAACCAUCACCCGGGAGGAACUCUCGAUCGCCACCUCCGCUGCCGCUCCCGUCCCCGCCCCUGGCCACCUCUGCGGCGCCAAGAAACUGACGCUCCUCCCCCUCAUCUUCCUCAUCUAUUUCGAGGUCGCUGGUGGGCCGUACGGCGAGGAACCGGCCGUUCAGGCGGCUGGACCCCUACUGGCCAUCCUUGGAUUCCUCAUAUUCCCAUUCAUUUGGAGCAUCCCGGAGGCUCUCAUCACCGCAGAGCUCUCCACCGCCUUCCCCGGCAACGGCGGCUUCGUGAUCUGGGCCGCGGCCGCCUUCGGCCCAUUCUGGGGCUCGUUAAUGGCUACCUGGAAGUUCCUCGCCGGCGUCAUCAAUAUCGCAGCCUUUCCCGCCCUAUGCAUCGACUACCUGGAGCAGCUGUUCCCGAUCUUCUCCCAUGGCCUCCCUCGCUUCCUUGCGGUCCUUGUCUCCACUUUGUCCCUCUCCUUCCUCAAUUAUACCGGUCUCAAUAUCGUCGGUUACGCCUCUGUCUGCCUCGGAAUAAUAUCUCUGCUUCCAUUUAUUCUCAUGUCUUUGAUAGCGAUUCCCCAAAUUCGUCCCCAUCGAUGGGUGAGUUUAGGGCAGAAGGGUGUGAAAAAAGAUUGGAACUUAUACUCCAACACCCUAUUUUGGAAUUUAAAUUUCUGGGACAGUGUGAGUACCCUUGCUGGCGAAGUCGAUAAGCCGCAGAGAACUUUUCCAGCUGCUCUGUUUUCUGCGGUGAUUUUUACGUGCUCUGCUUAUAUAGUGCCUUUAUUGGCUGUGACGGGAUCUGUCACCGUCGACCAGAGCCAAUGGGAGACCGGUUUUAUGGCAAACGCCGCCGAAAUCAUCGCCGGAAAGUGGCUGAAGAUCUGGCUCGAAGUGGGCGCGGUUCUAUCGGCGAUUGGCCUCUACGAAGCUCAGUUAAGCAGCAGCGCAUACCAGGUGCUAGGCAUGGCGGAAUUAGGGUUUCUACCCAAAAUUUUCGGGGUUAAGUCGAAGUGGUUCAACACACCAUGGCUAGGGAUACUGAUAGCAACACUGAUUUCGCUGGGGGUUUCGUACAUGAACUUUACUGACAUUGUUUCGUCGGCGAAUUUCGUGUACAGUCUGGGGAUGUUGUUGGAAUUUGCGUCAUUUGUGUGGCUGAGGAGGAAGUUCCCGGCGAUGAACAGGCCGUACCGGGUGCCGAUGGGAAUGGCCGGCGUGUUGGUGAUGUGCCUGAUUCCGUCUGCGUUUUUGGUGUUUGUGAUGGUCAUUGCAAAGAAGAUUGUGUUCCUGGUGAGCGGGUUGAUGACUCUGGCGGGUGUUGGGUGGUUCUUCUUGAUGAACCUCUGCAAGUCGAAAAAGUGGCUCGAGUUCAGCUACGGCGACGGGUUGAAACCUGUGGAAGAAGACAGGGAUUAUGCAGUUACCGGUAAUGGAUGGGAAUUGAAUUCUGAAGCGUGA
This is a messenger RNA of Thlaspi arvense, 1569 nucleotides long. The record is from the annotation of a GenBank genome assembly. Lineage: Eukaryota; Viridiplantae; Streptophyta; Magnoliopsida; Brassicales; Brassicaceae.